AUGGCUUUCCAUUGCCCAGCGCUGCCCCUCUACGUUUACCCACAGGUUCGGCACUUGCGCGACGCUUCCUCAGUUCCCGCCCCGGUUUUACUGCAUGCGUUUACAAUGCUUUGCGCUGGCGUCGCAGGCCUGUGUGCAGUUCACCACAGAUUUCUUACCAGACUCAAACCCUCGCAGUUUAAACACAUGCGCAGCAUGUCUCUCUCCAAACGCCCGGUUACACUGCUGGGCUCCAUGGCGUUCGGCGGCCGGGCAGACGCGCAGCUGAGUGCUCAGAUGGUGCACAAGUUUUUGGAAAGCGGUCACAAUGAGCUGGACACCGCAUACAUGUACACUGAUGGACAGGCAGAGACAAUCAUAGGAGGCCUGCGGCUGCCUGCGACCGUGAGAAUCGCCACUAAAGCAAACCCCUGGGACGGAAAAACACUGAAACCAGAAAGUGUUCGUAAACAGCUGGAGACGUCCCUUAAGAGACUACAGACACAAUGUGUGGACAUCUUCUACCUGCACGCUCCAGAUCACCUGAACCCUAUUCGUGACACACUACAGGCCUGCAAUGAACUCCAUAAAGAGGGCAAAUUCAAGGAGUUGGGUUUAUCAAACUAUGCAUCAUGGGAAGUGGCAGAAAUCUACUGUAUCUGCAAACACAAUAACUGGGUUCUUCCUACAGUGUAUCAGGGCAUGUAUAAUGCAACGACACGUCAAGUGGAAACUGAACUAUUACCAUGUUUACGGUUCUUUGGCAUCCAUUUCUUUGCGUACAACCCCCUGGCAGGUGGACUCCUCACCGGAAAGUACCACUAUGAAGAUAAAGAUGGAGCUCAGCCUGCAGGUCGAUUCUUUGGCAACAACUGGGCUGGUGCUUACAGAGACAGAUAUUGGAAGGAGAGUCAUUUCCAGGCCAUAGAUGUUGUUUGUAAGGCUUUGGAAGCAGCGUAUGGAACAGAGAAACCGACUCUAACAUCGGCUGCUAUGCGCUGGAUGUAUCAUCACUCUCAGUUGAAGGGAGAUCUGGGUGAUGGGGUCAUAAUCGGGAUGUCCACUAUGGAGCAGUUAUGCGAGAAUCUGACGGCGGCUGCUGAGGGACCUUUAAAAAAUGAAGUUGUGGACGCUUUCAAACACGCCUGGGAUUUAGUGGCCCACGAGUGUCCCAAUUACUUCCGUUAAACAUCAUGACGGUUAGAAUAAAAAAAUGAUAUGAACCCAGAUUUAUAAGAACUAACAUACAGAUCAUUUUAUUUUUGUAUGAAUAACAUAAUUUUGCCUUUUAAUUUGUUCAAUGAAAAGUGAUAAACCGAGUUUGACCAGCCCACCAUAUCAAUAAACUCUAACAGAAAGUC
This is a messenger RNA of Triplophysa rosa, 1340 nucleotides long. RefSeq names its product aldo-keto reductase family 7, member A3 (aflatoxin aldehyde reductase) (gene akr7a3). The coding region runs from base 1 to 1167 and encodes 388 amino acids. Lineage: Eukaryota; Metazoa; Chordata; Actinopteri; Cypriniformes; Nemacheilidae. The transcript is spliced from 7 exons. Gene Ontology annotation, molecular function: oxidoreductase activity. The record is from RefSeq and is a predicted model, not a curated record.